AUGACAUUGAAUAAAACUGUCAUCUGUUCAUUAUUCGACGAUGUCAAAAUUGGAAGUAUCUGAUUAAAUUUCGUACCAAGGACCAUUUCAUUUCUUUUGGAUAUCCUAGAAUGAUGUCGCAUGCUUCAAUAACACAUCAGGCGAUUUUCCAGUAAUUUGUUGGGACGGCUUGAUGUACGAGUAUGGGAGAAUAGAGAAUUAUAUGGAGCAAACAGCAAACACGAAACCCACAGGGACGGAGCGAACGUUGGAGGAGCAUCUAGCUAAUUCUGAAUCGAAGCAGGUACAAAUUAUUGUGUCACCAAUACCAGGAUCAAAUGGUGGUGCUGAAAUAAGAGUCAUGGGUGGAACACCAAGGACGUCAUAUACUUUCAAGGAGGAAAAAGGAACCCAUUUAAACAAAAAUGGGUCGAGUUCAUCGCCUUUGCCUUCAUCAACAACACCGAAAGAAGUUACAGCUGACCAUGUGUCCGACUACCUGUUCAACCAUCCGGAGUACCUGGAACGGUACAUCAUGGACGAGGUUGAAGUUGAGCAGUUGGAGCGUUGGAUCAUCAGGAAAUCCCAAAGGCUGAAGAAGAAACCCGAGGCAAUGGCAAAGAACGGAAGGAAGACGAGUUUAUCGAGAUGGAAGUUCUGCGUGCACGCAGACAAGAGGAAGAUGCUGCAAAAUUUGACGCAAAGUUUGCAGCACAGACCGACUAAGGACCAUGUUUUAUGGGAGUUGGCCAAUUGUAUUUCAUCUGCUGUAAAUGCGGACGGAUUCAAAUUGUUUCUUGUGGAUCGUGGCAAUCAUGAAUCUAUGUCCCUCUACCUUGGGCUAGAAUGCAAUAGUGAGGGCGGUGAACCCAGAUUGCAGAAAAUCCAUAGCGGUGUUAGGGUUCCAGCAUACGUGGCUAGGACAGGGGAGACUGUUCGCCUUUCAAGGGGGUACUUUGAUCCACGAUUUCCCGAUGGAGUCCUGGAUGAGACUGAAAUGGCGCAUAUAUUAUGUCAGAGUGUUCAACAGCCGGAUGGGGAAUUGGCGGCUGUGUUAGAGUUAUGGCGUGGGGAGCGAGGAACCCCGUUCCACGAAGAGGACGAAGAGAUAGCUUCCAGUUACCUUGUCUGGGGUGGAAUUGCCCUCCAUUACGCACAUCUCUAUUUCAAUAUGAAUCAACAGAAGAAGCUGAACGACUUUUUGCUGGAUGUUGUCAAGUCCAUCUUUCAAGACAUGGUCAGCAUGGACGCCCUCAUAGUGAAAAUAAUGAACUUCGCCCAGAAACUAGUGGACGCAGACCGGGCGUCGUUGUUCCUCGUCGACAGCAAAAACAAAGAAUUGUACGCCACAGUCUUCGACGUCGGGAUCGGAGGACCCGAGUCCGACUCUUCGUGUUCCAACGAAGAGUCUGCGAAAUCGCAAUUUUCCAACGAGAUACGCAUUCCUCUGGGCACCGGAAUUGCAGGCAUGGUGGCCAUGACUGGCGAAAUAUUGAACAUCAAGGAUGCAUAUGCUGAUUGCAGGUUCAACAGUACGGUCGAUCAGUUAACUGGUUACAAAACGAACACAAUCCUCUGCAUGCCAAUCUUCAUCAGAGGCUCCCUCAUAGGAGUAGUCCAAAUGGUAAACAAACAUCAAGGUUUUUUCACCAAAGAAGACGAAACAGCCUUCGAAAUGUUUGCCAUCUACUGUGGACUGGCUCUGCACCAUGCUAAACUCUACGAUAAGAUCAGGAAGUCGGAGCAAAAAUACAAGGUGGCUCUUGAAGUUCUGAGCUACCACAACACAUGUACUGAAGAAGAAUACGUUCACGUUGAAAAAGAUGGCAUUCCAGACAAACUACUUGGUGUGGACGACUACUACUUCAAUCCAUUUCAACUCGAAGACUAUCAGAAGGCACGAUAUUCUAUGUACAUGUUCACAGAUCUGUUCGGAUUGGGUCUGAUCGAUCCUAGCAGUUUAAUGAGGUUCACACUGACGGUGAAGAAGAAUUAUAGGAGGGUUCCGUACCAUAACUGGACCCACGGUUUUUCGGUGGCCAAUUCCAUGUACAGCAUCAUCAAGAGGACUGGUUCGCUUUUUUCAUUGCCGGAAAGACUGGCACUUUUCGUUGGAGCUCUAUGUCAUGACUUAGAUCAUAGAGGAAAAAAUAAUAAAUUCAUGCUCGAUUCGGAGUCGCCGAUCGCUACCAUUUAUACCACAUCAACAAUGGAACAUCAUCAUUUCAACCAAACAGUCACAAUAUUACAACAGGAAGGACACAAUAUUUUCGGGAAACUAACAAAUAGCGAAUAUAAAAAUGUUUUGGGUCACCUUAAAGAUUGCAUUUUAGCAACGGACCUGGCACUAUACUUCUCCAAUAGAGAAAAACUAUCAUAUCUAGUGGAAACCAAUAGCUUCUCCUGGACAAAUUUAGAACACCGACUGCUUCUCCGUGCAAUAUCUAUGACUGCGAGUGACCUAAGUGCCAGUGCCAAGCCUUGGGAAAUACAAGUGAAAACAGUUAAAAUAAUUUUCGAAGAAUUUUACCAGCAAGGAGACGCAGAAAAGGCCAGUGGCAGACAGCCAAUCCCUAUGAUGGACAGGAACCAACCAGAGGAACAAGCUUCGUCCCAAGUGGGAUUUCUGAAAAAUAUUUGUUUUCCUUGUUAUAGUUUGUUAUACAGGCUCAUUCCAGAAUCUAAACCUCUGUUAGAUAUGUGCCAACAAAAUCUAAAGAAAUGGGAACAGAAGGAGAAGGAAAUUAAAGCUAAAUAAAACAAAUCUCUUCCAUGAAAAUAUCUAGUCGGAUUGCUAGUCUACCCAAUGAAUCGUGGAAAAUAAUAAUUUGUACCAAUUCAUGAAUAAUGCAAAAUUAUCGAAUUCAAGCAUAUCUGAACAUUUCAAAAUGAUUCAAAUGAAAAGAUUGCCGUCGAGUGAAUUAUCUUCCUAAUUAGAAUGUUUAUCACAAGGAAGCACAUCGUAAAUACUAAAAGAUCGACCACAAGCUCUUAAUUAAAUACCAAUUCCUGAAAACUUCUGUGAAAAUAAUACUCCGAAGAAAGAUAGAUGGAAUAUAAAUAUUACAUUCCCAACAUAGGAGAUUAAAAUUGGACCUGCCAUCUUUUGAAGCACAAUAAGUAUUUAAUGUAUUGGUAAUUAGAGACUUAUUUGUGCAAAACAAACCAAACUCUGACUUCUGAGAUAUUUAAUUGUCACAUAUCUUCUUUCCCUUGAGAAAUACUAUGUACAGUGGUCUGUCAACAAGAGUUUGAAUAGAUAACCCGUAAACUAUUUAACAUUGACUCACAGUUCUAAACGGGAAACUGAUAACAUACAGGUAAAUGAUUAAUAUAGCGCAAUUGAUGAACAAUUAAAGAUUUAAUAUUGAUUUAUCGAAUCAGUAACCAUCGUUCGUUAGGGGUGAAAUAAAAAAUGGAAUAAUUUGAUUUGAGUAUUUUCG
Harmonia axyridis is the source of this 3422-nucleotide messenger RNA. Its product is annotated as probable 3',5'-cyclic phosphodiesterase pde-5. The transcript has 11 exons. The record is from RefSeq and is a predicted model, not a curated record. Gene Ontology annotation, biological process: signal transduction; negative regulation of receptor guanylyl cyclase signaling pathway. The coding region runs from base 173 to 2737 and encodes 854 amino acids. Gene Ontology annotation, molecular function: 3',5'-cGMP-stimulated cyclic-nucleotide phosphodiesterase activity; protein binding. Lineage: Eukaryota; Metazoa; Arthropoda; Insecta; Coleoptera; Coccinellidae.